ACAGAGUCAUGUGAUUUCCUGUAACUGCAGAGAGGGGGAGGAGCCUCCAGUGAAAGUGAAAGUGUUCAGACUCGUUCUAACUUCAAGGAGCAGACGGAGGAGACGUGAAGUCUGAGGCUGUGAACUGGUUCAACAGGGAGGAGGAGCCUGAGAACAGGGAGCGGUCAGACUCCAUUUUCACCUGGACGAGCAGAAGGAAGGAAAGUGAGCAGACUCUGGGUCAGUUUUCUACUCGUGGACUUUAGAGAGAAGAAGAUUCAGGAUGAACUUCUGUCAGUGAAUCAACAGUUUGACUCGACGCUGUGAUUGGCUGAGUCCAACACAUUAAACCUACAACUGUCUCAAGUUACGUGACAACAGGGACACAGUACUGAAGAUGAGUGGUUAUGAGAAGGAAGAGGACAGAGCAGUCUCCAGCUGUCUGUCUCUGAAGAGUAACUGGUCCAUGUUUGAGCCUCCAUUCUUCAGUAAUGAACCUGGACCCUCACACACAAAAGGUCAGGACCACAGACUGAGAGCAGAGUCUCCAGGGUCCAGCUGUCUGUCUCUGAAGAGUGACUGGUCCAUGAGACAUCCUCCAUUCUUCAGUAAUGAACCUGGACCCUCACACACAGAGGAGAGGAAGAGGAGUCAUGUUUCUGAGGAGGAGCAGUCGUCCUGCUGUGCUUCGUGUCAGGACGUCCUGAAGGAUCCAGUCUCCACCAGCUGUGGACACUGGUUCUGCAGACAGUGCAUCACCUCAUACUGGGACCAGUCUGGUUCUUCAGGAGACUCCUCCUGUCCCCAGUGUGGAAAAAGAUCCAGAACAGGAGCUGGAGGUCAGACAGCCGCAGAUCGUGGUCUGCAGGAGGUUUCAGAUGAACAUAAGCUCAGUGUGAGGAGGAGAUGUGAACAUGUGACUGAAGGAAGUGAUGAAACAGGAAGUAGAACCCUCCUCAACAGGAUCUACACUGAGCUCUACAUCACAGAGGGACAGAGUGAAGAGGUUAAUACUCAACAUGAGGUGAGGCAGCUUGAGACGGCUUCCAAGAAGAAGAUCCUCCACGACACUCCCAUCAAGGUCCACGACAUCUUUAAAGCCUCCACUGACCAGCAGAGCAGCAUCAGAGUCGUCCUGACCAACGGCGUCGCUGGCGUUGGAAAAACCUUCUCGGUGCAGAAGUUCACUCUGGACUGGGCAGAGGGUUUAGAGAACCAGGAUGUGGGUCUGCUGGCUGUGCUUUCAUUCAGGGAGCUGAACCUGGUGAAGGACCAGCAGCACAGUCUUCUCACGCUGCUCCAUGUUUUCCAUCCAGCGUUACAGAAGCUCACUGCAGAGACGCUCGCUGUCUGUAAACCUUUGUUCAUCUUUGACGGCCUGGAUGAAAGCAGACCUUCUCUGGACUUCACCCACAGGGAGCUUGUGUCUGAGGUCACACAGAGGUCAUCAGUCAACGUGCUGCUGACAAACCUCAUCCGGGGGAAUCUGCUUCCCUCGGCUCUGGUCUGGAUAACCUCCAGACCUGCGGCGGCCAAUCAGAUCCCUCCUGCAUGUGUUGACAGGGUCACAGAAGUACGAGGCUUCACUGACACCCAGAAGGAGGAGUACUUCAGGAGGAGAUUCAGUGAUGAAGAGCUGUGCAGCAGAAUCAUCUCACACAUCAAGACGUCCAGGAGCCUCCACAUCAUGUGUCAAAUCCCAGUCUUCUGCUGGAUCAGUGCUACAGUUCUGGAGCACAUGUUGACCACAGACCAGAGAGGAGAGCUGCCCAAGACCCUGACUGACCUGUACUCACACUUCCUGCUGGUUCAGACAAAGAGGAAGAACAACAAGUACGGUGAGGGACAUGAGACGAGUCCACAGCAGCUGACGGAGGCUGACAGGGACGUUCUCCUGAAGCUGGGGAGGCUGGCACUUAAACAUCUGGAGGAAGGAAACAUCAUGUUCUACCAAGAAGACCUGGAGCGGUGUGGUCUUAAUGUCUCAGAGGCCUCGGUGUACUCAGGAGUUUGUACUGAGAUCUUCAGAAGAGAGUGUGUGAUCUUCCAGAAAUCAGUCUACUGCUUUGUUCAUCUGAGCGUUCAGGAGUUUCUGGCUGCAGUCUACAUGUUCCACUGUUACAGCAAGAGGAACACAGAAGAACUCAACAUCUUCUUGGGAAUGCGUAAGAAAACAGACAGUACAUCCUCCCUGGAUGACCUCCUGCAGAGAACCAUGAAGAAAUCCCUCACCAGUACAAAUGGUCAUCUGGACCUGUUUGUUCGCUUCCUUCACGGCCUCAGUCUGGAGUCCAACCAGAGAGUCUUAGGAGGCCUGCUGGGUCGGACAGAGAACAAUCCAGAGAUCAUCCAGAGAGUCAUCAACAACCUGAAGAAGAUGCAGAGUGAUAACAUUUCUCCUGACAGAAGCAUCAACAUCUUCCACUGUCUGACUGAGAUGAACGACCACUCAGUUCAUCAGCAGAUGAAACAGUUCCUGACGUCAAAGAAAAAAUCAAAGUAUCUCUCUGUCAUCAGCUGCUCAGCUCUGGCCUACAUGCUGCAGAUGUCAGAGGAGGUUCUGGAUGAGUUGGACCUGAAGAAGUUCAACACAUCAGUCCGGGGUCGACAGAGACUGAUCCCAGCUGUGAGGAACUGCAGGAAGGCUGAACUCGGUCAUUGUGAACUCUCAGAGACUCACUGUGAAGUCGUGGCCUCAGCUCUGAAGUCAGACCCCUCACAUCUGAGAGAACUGGAUCUGAGUGGAAACCCCCUGCAGGAUUCAGGAGUGAAGCUGCUGUGUUCUGGACUGGAGAGUCCAAACUGUCGACUGGAGACUCUGAGGUUGGAGGACUGCAGUCUGUCAGAGAUCAGCUGUUCUUCUCUGGCUUCAGCUCUGAGGUCAAACCCCUCUCAUCUGAGAGAACUGGUUCUGAGAGAGAACUACCUGCAGGACUCAGGAGUGAAGGAGCUGUGUGGUUUUCUACAGAGUCCAACCUGUCGACUGGAGGCUCUGAGGUUGAGGGGCUGCAGACUGUCAGAGAUCAGCUGUUCUUCUCUGGCUUCAGCUCUGAGGUCAAACCCCUCUCAUCUGAGAGAACUGGAUCUGAGUCACAACAACCUGCAGGACUCAGCAGUGAAGGAGCUUCUUGAUCUACAGCAGAGUCCAACCUGUCGACUGGAGACUCUGAGGUGGGAGGGGAGGUCUUGGUGGAGCUGAGUGUGAAGAGGACAGUGUGAAGAGGACAGUGUGUGUGGACGGAGGCUGAGCUGUGUCCUGAGGAUCCAGAGGCUGAAGCAGCAGCAGCUUGUGUGUAGUCUCCAAUCUACACAACCCCUAAUCUGCAUGUGUUUGUGAGAUGAAGCCGGAGCACCUGGAGAAAACACGGGGAGAACAUGCAGACUCCACACAGGAAGACCCCAUCUGAACCGGAUUCAAACCAGCAACCUUCCUGCCCCGAUUGUGUUUAUUCACAUGAAUAAUGUGUUUAUUGAAAUGACACAACACAAGCAGAAUAUAUAAACCCUCUAUAAAGAGUCACAUACAGUGUGUUUAAGUUUGUCUUAUUAUUGUCCACCUUUGUCCCUCAGUGUGUCUCCAUGUGUGUAGAACCACAUUCUGUGUUUAUGUUUGUUUAUGAUCUUAAAGUUCCUGGAUUCACGUCACAAAUUGAUUUAGUUCAACACAAAGUUCAACACAUUGAAAUCACUUUGAGUUUAAAAUCUGAGUUUUGUCUUUGACACAAAAGAUCAAAACUCUGGACUUAAAAAUGGGACGUUUUCAUUUCUGCAUCAGGUGCAGAGCGGUGGUGGCUUUUCUACUUUUGACCCACAGGUGGCGCUGCAGUAUAACAGCAGCACAUCCCAGUCAAAGCCUUUAUAUUCAGUCUAUGAGUCAAACACAUGGAUCAUUUCCUCUGUGACAAACCAGAUGUAACGAGAAGAAAAACAUCUCAGAGAGAAAAGUUCUGUUUCUACUUGUCUCUGCUUUAAUGCUCAAUAAACAUCCUUCCACCGA
Messenger RNA from Pleuronectes platessa (European plaice), 3976 nucleotides. RefSeq names its product NLR family CARD domain-containing protein 3. Bases 377 to 3178 code for a protein of 933 amino acids. The transcript has 11 exons. Gene Ontology annotation, molecular function: protein binding. NCBI's taxonomy places the organism in Eukaryota, Metazoa, Chordata, Actinopteri, Pleuronectiformes, Pleuronectidae. The record is from RefSeq and is a predicted model, not a curated record.